AAAACCAGACUCUCACAUACUCUCACUUUCCCUAUUUCCCCUCUCUCUCUCUCUCUCCAAAUCACCACACUACAACCCCCCCCCCCCCCCCCACCCAAAUCCAAUGGUAGAAGCCCAGUCCUGGACCACUCGCCGGAGCAGCAACCCGAGGCUCGAAACCUCCGUCGACAUCCCCUCCACCCCCACCGGCGAACACCGUUACGGCCCCACCAACAACUUCUUCAACCCAUCCUUCAUCUCUCCGACAAUCAUAACCGCUCUCAUUAUCGCAUCAUGGUACUUCUCAAACAUCGGUGUCCUCCUCCUCAACAAAUACCUCCUGAGCUUCUACGGUUACAAGUACCCAAUCUUCCUCACCAUGCUUCAUAUGCUAGCCUGCUCUUUCUACAGCUUACUAGCAAUCCGCUGGUUCCAAGUUGUUCCAUUCCAACAAAUAUUGUCACGGAGACAGUUUUUCAAAAUACUCGCGUUAUCAGGUAUAUUUUGUUUCUCAGUAGUGUGUGGGAACACUUCUUUAAGAUAUUUACCAGUUUCUUUUAACCAAGCAAUUGGCGCAACGACGCCGUUUUUCACUGCAAUCUUUUCCUUUGUUAUCACUUGUAAAAAGGAAUCUGCUGAGGUGUACUUAGCGUUAAUGCCUGUAGUGUUCGGUAUCGUGUUAGCGAGUAAUAGCGAACCCUUGUUUCAUUUAUUCGGGUUUCUGAUGUGUGUGGGAUCUACGGCGGGUAGAGCGUUGAAAUCGGUUGUGCAAGGGCUGUUGUUAAGUUCGGAAUCGGAGAAACUACAUUCGAUGAACUUGUUAUUGUAUAUGGCUCCAAUGGCAGCUAUGAUAUUGCUACCGUUUAGUUUGUAUAUAGAGGGGAAUGUGUUGUCAGUGACGCUCGAGAAAGCGAAGAGCGAUUCGUUUAUGAUACUGUUGUUGGUUGGAAAUGCGACUGUUGCGUAUUUGGUUAACCUGACAAACUUUUUGGUUACCAAGCAUACUAGUGCGUUGACGCUGCAGGUGCUUGGUAAUGCCAAGGCUGCAGUUGCAGCGGUUGUUUCAGUGUUGAUUUUUAAGAAUCCGGUGACGGUUAUGGGGAUUUCGGGGUUUGCUGUAACGAUAAUGGGAGUUGUGCUUUACAGUGAGGCGAGGAGGCGGUUGAAAGGUACAGCUCAUUGACAGCUAAAAAGAAAUCACACGGUCGGAAUCCUAUGUUACUUUGUUCUUCAUUGUGAUUCCUUUGUGAUUUGAAUUUGUUUAGAAAAUGUUAAGUAUAAGUUUAAAGAGAAAUUGGGAUAAGAAAAAUUAAACAACAUAAUAAGAUUUCAUGGAUCUGAUUGGAUCAUAAGAUACAAUCAAUUGGGUUGGGUGGGUUUCUGAUUCUUUUUCAAUUUAUGCUUUAUUUGCAUAGUUGUUCUUGAUCCUGUUUGUAAUACAAAUUACAUGAAAACUUGUUCAAAUUAUAUAAUUUUGUUGUCAAUUGUCAUCUGAUUUUAAA
Molecule: messenger RNA, 1481 nt
Organism: Helianthus annuus (common sunflower)
Lineage: Eukaryota; Viridiplantae; Streptophyta; Magnoliopsida; Asterales; Asteraceae
Product: probable sugar phosphate/phosphate translocator At1g12500
Exons: 1
Coding region: 104-1162 (352 amino acids)
Cellular component (GO): Golgi apparatus
Molecular function (GO): antiporter activity
Source: RefSeq, a predicted model, not a curated record